AUGAAUGACGGCUUCUCACAAGAUCCAUGGGAUAAAGUGCUUAGAACCAGUGAAAGGUUAGCUUCCACAAAAGCUGAACGCUUUGGAGUUGCUCUUGGCAAUGAAGUUGAUCUGCGUGAGUUGGACCACUACAUUGGUCGUGACGAUCGUAUCUAUAGGGAUGGUUCAACGGAAAAGUUGGUUUUGCUUACUUUAAGACUUUUUCUCAAAAAUUAUUUAAGUAUUGCCCAAAAAUAA
Molecule: messenger RNA, 237 nt
Organism: Strongylus vulgaris
Lineage: Eukaryota; Metazoa; Nematoda; Chromadorea; Rhabditida; Strongylidae
Source: the annotation of a GenBank genome assembly